AUGAUCGAUAAUAUUGGAUCAUCAGCAGUGGCUAAAAUUAAUUUUAAAAACUUUCAAGAAGCGCUGCUGGAUGAUCCAAAAACGACUACUUUUGUUAUUGACGAUCACGUGCUCGCGGAUAUUCCAAAUAAAUCUCAGAUAAUUCAAAAAUUGGAUACCAUACGAACGAGGCAACUUGUUCAACGUUCCUUAUCAACUUUACCAGAUUUUUCAAUCGAAAAAGAUUCAACAGAUCGCUCAACACUACUUACUGUUAUUUUACCACGUUCUUCAACCGAUUUUGGCCAAUUUAUUGCCAAAGUUGUUGAUAUUUCACCAGUCAUAGAUUUAUCAGAACGUGAUAUCAACAGGACAUUUUUAGCGUCAUCAUCAGAUUUCAAGACAAUCAACAUUCAUGGCCUUCAUCCUGGUCAUCACUAUAGUGUAUCAGUGAUUGGUAGACGAAAAGAUCAAUCAGAAUUGAUUAAAGAAGAAAGAGUGAUAACAGAUCCAAUAGCACCAGAUUUUGCUUCACGUAAUGCAACUAUCGUUUCUUAUCACACCAAUAUUACUUUACGAGCAUUGAAACCUGCAAAAGCUUUACAGGAUAGCUAUCAAAUAUCUUAUGUACAACUUGAUCCGUUACGACAUUUUGCGAAACUUGAAGUAAAUGAUAUUCCGGAACAAAGAUAUAUAGAAAUUUAUCUUGGAAAUUUAAUGCCUGGACAAAAUUAUAAUGUUUCAAUUACGCCACAAAUAAAGAAUGUCGAAGGUCGACCAUGGAAUGGCAUCUUAACAACAAAACCGUAUUCUCCGGAAAAUUUAACAGUAACAGAACUCAAUACUACCUGUAUACGACUUUCGUGGUUUUUAACAACACGAACAGGUGCUGAUUCAAUUUUGAUCAAUUAUCGUCUUGAUAGGACCAGCACUCCGUUGAUUGAAGUGAUAGUACAAAGUAAUCAAACAUCAACUGAAAUAUGCAAUGGUCUACAACCUGGACGAACUUAUAUUUUCAUUGUAAGGACGAAAAAAAGCAAUGAAAUAUCGGAAGAUGUCAAGCUAUUACAUACAAUGAAACCUAAAAUACCGGAAAAUUUGAAAAUUUUAACGGAUUAUGAGAAACGAAAAUUCCGAUUAAUUAUGGACGUAGCAUCAGAAUCUGAAAGUCAUGUAGAAAAAUGUUUCGUUAGUUUAGUGGAUGAAAAGCUAGACGUCAUUGAGAGAAUAUCAAGUGUUGAAAAUUCCAAAACUAUCUCAGCUAUCAGACAAUGUUCGAUCUAUGUUGACUUACAUCCUGGUCAACGUUAUGAAGUUUCCGCAAAAACAAUUAGCGAAAAUGCAUCGAGUAAUAUCAUUUCUAAAAGUUUUGCUUUACAACCAGCUUUUGAUAUGGAAACUUUUGGAUUGCAACUAUUAGUAAAAUUGUUUUUUUUUUCGGAAUCCGAUGGUACUUUAAUGCUAAAAUGGCCUGUAGCCGAGAUGGCUCGGGCACGAUUGGAUGAUGUUUGGGAAAAUAUUGUUGGCUCUGAUAGUACGUUGCAUUUUCGUGUUGAUCCAUUGAGUAAAUCGAUUAGUGGCACAUGGCAAGAGCAAUCAAAACGUUUUGAACGUAAGCAAUACGAACGUGAUCCCUUAACUGUUCCCAAACUUCGACGUGGUGCUUGUUAUAAGGUACAAAUCUAUACUGUAACAAAAAGUGGUAUUGCUAGUGAGAAGAAAUUUGAAGAAUUUCUUCGAAUCAGUGCACCAAAAGUGAAUAUAACAGCAAAAGAAAUAGCAAAAAGUACCGCAUCAUUUCGAGCAGUUCUCGAAUCACCGGUUAUUUUCGAUCCACCGGAAUGUAGUUUGCAUAUUGUAGUGCUAGAUAUGCGUAAUAUGACUAUUUAUGAUCGCACUACACCUCUAACACCAGAAAUAUCACCUGUUGUUCUAGAAGGACUACGAUCUUAUCAUCGUUAUAUUAUAAAUUCUCGGAUUAUUUGUGGUAAAACAAAUGAUAAGAAUUGUUUGCCAAAACUUCGAACAAUGGAACCAGUCCUUUUUGAAACACGACAAGAUCGACCAGGACCAGUACGGAAUCUGAUGGUACGCAUAUUGAAUCCAUAUAGUGUGCAAUUAUUUUGGCUACCACCAUCUUUACCAAAUGGCAUUAUUACACAUUAUAUCAUUGGCAUACAUCCGAUGGAAAACGAUCAAGAAAGUGAUUGGUCAGUGAGUGUUGGUGUUGGAGCGCAUUCGUCACCAUUGUCCUUUUAUGACAGUAGUAAGAGUAACAAUAAACAACAAUCAAUUGAAGCAAUUGUGGAUAAUUUAAUUGGUGGAUUAAGAUAUCGGAUGGAUGUUCGAGCUGUUACCGAAGCUGGUGAAGGUGAUUUUAGUGCAGCAUCUGAUGCUGUAUACGCCGAAAUGCCUAUUUUACCUCCACCACAUCCUUCAUCACGCAUUGAAAUAAUUUACAAUACAAUUCAUAGUACCGAUUUGGGAAUACGAUAUAGCACAUCGAUGUUCAAUACAAAACAUGGAUAUCUUAAGAAAUCUGCGCUAAUUGUUGCUGAAGUUAGCAAUAACAAUGAAAAUACAAUUAAUCCCAUCACAGACAAUCACAAUAAAACAAUUACAUGGGGUCAAGCUCAAAAAUUCGAUUUAUGGCCAUCAUAUGUAGCAAUUGAAACAGUGAUCGAACCAUUGCGAAAAUUUUUUCCGCCGCAUUUUAUUUCUGAAAAAAAAGAAAAGAACUUACAGAUAAUAGGCGCAGAUGGUACAUGCGGUGAUAUCGAAGUUGAUACCAUUUGUAAUGGUCCACUUAAGCCAGCAACAUCAUAUCGUUUUAAAUUACGACUUUAUACAGCACCAAAUAUGUGGACUGACUCAGAAUAUUCCGAAAUUGCUACAACAAAAGCGUCACCGACAUUGUUUGCAUUUGGUAGUGUGGCAACAAUACUGCUGCUACUUCUUCUUCUUGGUAUUGCUUCAUUAAUUGCACUAUUCGCUUGGAAAAAGCGCAAGAAGUCUUGGUAA
Messenger RNA from Cercopithifilaria johnstoni, 3000 nucleotides. The record is from the annotation of a GenBank genome assembly. Lineage: Eukaryota; Metazoa; Nematoda; Chromadorea; Rhabditida; Onchocercidae.